Messenger RNA from Armigeres subalbatus, 3121 nucleotides. RefSeq lists its product as uncharacterized. Gene Ontology annotation, molecular function: nucleic acid binding; protein binding. The record is from RefSeq and is a predicted model, not a curated record. Bases 354 to 2570 code for a protein of 738 amino acids. Gene Ontology annotation, cellular component: SCF ubiquitin ligase complex. Gene Ontology annotation, biological process: SCF-dependent proteasomal ubiquitin-dependent protein catabolic process. The transcript has 5 exons. Lineage: Eukaryota; Metazoa; Arthropoda; Insecta; Diptera; Culicidae.
GCCAUCUAUCAUUCUGUGUGAAAAAGUGUAUGAAGUGGAAUGCAAAAUAAAAAAACGCCAGCUGCACAUCAUAAACGCUCUCGGUUCUCAAACGGGGACAUUAAUCCCCUGAAUUUUGUGCUCCCAUUGUAAAAUUUGUCUGUGUUCAAACGCGUAAUCGAAACAAAAGAUCACCAGGUAAAAGGUAAAACAGGUAGCGUAGAACUAGUUUGCAAAAAUUUGGCGUAGUCUUAAAAACUUUCUUCCGAAAGGAACACGUUUUUCUUCCUUAAAGAAGCGAAAGAAAGCUGCGACGGACUGCAGCAGACUUUCGGAAAAGUAAAAUAACAUUCGGAAACAUCGCUAAUUGAAAAAUGAGCCGAAAUAACGGUGGCCGUGGUAGAGGUAGAGGACGAGGACGGGGCCGUGGUCGUGGACGCGGUGGUGCCAACCGUAAUCCAGUCGUGCCGAAUGUGGAUGACUUUGCGAUGUAUGCUGCUUCUAGUGACAGCGAUGAUGAAGGCGACUGGAUGAACAGCUUUGCGCUGAUGGAGGCUCUAAAUCUGAUGCGAGACGGCAUGUCGGGUCGGGCACAUUUCGGCAAGGGGCCGGAUCCCAGUUCCGGAUCGGAUGAUAAAGUUCUUUACACAGAGGAUGGGUUUAAGAUCAAUACAAUCUAUGCGAGCUUCAAACAAAACGCGGAAAUGGUAACGGAGACCGUUGUGCGCAAGUUGUUCGAACAAUUCGGCGAAAUCAAAACCGUCCGGAUUCACACAAGCCAGAACAAUAAUAUGUACGAUGACGGGGAGGUAGCGAGUGGUGGACGAGGCAGCGGACGGGGAGGAAAUCGUCGAAAUAAUCGAAACGAAAGGAUCAUUCGGUAUGGAUUCAUAUCUUAUGAACGAUGCGAAGACGCUGCCAAAUCAUUACGUAAAAAGCACUUGCUCAAUAAACAUUGCUACAUAGCUCCAGCUGACAGCUGGCAUCAGGAAGCAUACCUCAAGAAAAUGAAGGAAGGCGAAACACAAUCGAAUGAACCGGAUGUUACCGCCGGAUCUAGCUCUGGGGCUACCGGAGGGGCAUCGGCGGAAGGGCAGACUGUUGAAGCAGAGCUGAACUGCAGUAUCAAAACGGAUAGCACUGAUCCCACUCAGCCGGAACCGGAAGGAACGAACAUUUUACACCUAAACGACGAUUGUCUGUUGAUGAUUUGCGACUAUCUGGAGCUGAUGGAUCUGUUGGCACUGAAGAAAACCUGCACCAGAAUGGAAGUUAUUGCGGUAGAAACCUUUAAACGCUAUAAAAUUUUGGACUUCGAUGUCGACAAAACAUACCUCACUAUGCUGGAUGCGAAAAAUAUCCUUUCGGAGGUAGGAAUGUAUGUGGAGUUCCUGACGAUAUCCAGGGAUCGGUUCUUGAAACCCAGCACGAGGAUUCUCAAUUUGAUUCCUCGCUAUUGUUCAAAUUUGAAACACUUGGAAAUCAGCGAUUUUACAUUCAAUGGUAAAACCAUAAAACCAUUUGAUGAAAUAUUCAAAUCGCUUGAGGAUCUCUCGUUGAUAGGAUGUAGCGUUGACGAAACUAUUGGUCGAAGUUUGAAACUCGCCAAAAAGUUGAAAAGGCUGGAUAUUUCUGAGAACAGCGAAAUCACUGGCAAAUGCUUGACAUUUGUGAAGAAUUUGCAAUCCUUGGACCUGGAAAGCUGUCAGAACAUUCAGGGAACACAUUUUGUUAGUUUCGCAGCGAAAAAUAAAACUCUACAAUAUCUGAACAUAACCUGCUGUGGUCGGUUGACUUCGGAAGCAAUCAAAGCUAUCGCGACCAACAUGACUGAACUGAAGCACCUGGUGUGCAACAAUAACUACGAAAGUGUAGACCCCGCAAGUAUGGCACUGCUGGCUAGGAUGCCAAGUCUGAGGGAGAUGCAGUUCAAAAUCAACGGAUACACUUCCAUCGAUCAUAUGCUGGAAGGAUUUGCCGAACUGAACCAAUUGGAACACCUGGAUCUAUCCGAUGGAAUCUUCACCCCGAUUGACUACAAUCUGCUCAGCAAACUAACCAAUCUGAAGGAACUCAAACUCAAUUACAAGCUGGAUUUGUCCGAUGAACACUUGGCCAAGCUGUGCAGCACGGCGAACUUCACUGAGCUGCACAUCGCCGGGUGCACCAAGAUCACCGACAAGAUGCUGAUCGAGUUCAUUCGCAAAAACCCUCGGCUUAAGCUGCUGGACAUUUCCUACUGCCAGAUCUCGGAGGGGCUGAUCUUUUCCGCGAUCGAUAUUCUGAAGGAGCAGGCGGUCGGGUGUCGGGAAGGUGGCCGCAAGCUGAAGAUGAUGGUCGGCCAAACCACCAUCUGCCCGGUGAUAUUAAAUAAUACUCUCGUCAAAGCUAACCGACAUCUGUUGAAGAUAUCGUUCGACAGCACGGAAGGCUUCUACGGUAGCAUGGAUACCGAUAACAUGUUCGACGACCACGACUUCAUGUAUGACGAUGAGGACGACUUCAUGGGCUAUGACUACGAGGACGAUGAGUCCGUUGUGUGGGGUCUGGAUCACGAUUUAGAUUUUCUUUGUCCUUUUUUCCUUUUUUAGAUUUUGAGGAAAUGUGCCAGUACUUCUACGACAGCGGUGACGAUGACGACUAUCAAUAUAGGUAUUACAUGUAAGCGCUUACAGGAACUGUAAUGCUCGUUUCCCGGUUUUCACGUCAAAUCAAAUUCUAAAGAUUCUACCGGAUAGAGGAUAGUUUGAACUUUGAACUGUUAUACGAAACGGGUUUACUUCGAUAGUUUACAGUUCGCAUCACAGGGGGGAAGUGAAACGAAAAAUUCGCAGUUUUUAGCUCCCUGAAUCUGUAAUGCGUAUAUCCCAAUCAUUCUGCGAAAUUCCAUAGGAAGGCACUUCCAAAUCCUAACGGUAGUUCAAUAUUUCGGUGGAACUUCGCGUCACCAUUGAUAUGUUUAUUUAGUUUUGGUAAACUGAUUUUAAACGGAAAAAAGCUUGAGCAGACUCGUUAAUUGUUGAGGUAUCGUUUUCUUUUUUCUAUUUUAAGUCAUUUAAAUUGGUUGCAACAUCUCAUUUCUACCCUAAGGCGUCUGCUUGUAUCGAUAAAAAAAACAAUAAAAAACAUGUUUAAAAAAAUG